AUGUUGUCCUCGCGUCCAUCUUGGUUCACCCGCGUCACGAGCAGCAUCCUCGCUCUCACCGUACUCGUUUCCGCGGCACCGAUCCUGGAUCUGACUUCGCCAGCGACAUUCCUCAUCCCCACACCCGACGUCGACCCAUUCUACCGUCCCCCUUCAACUUUCGCAAAAGAUGCCCCCGGAACCAUAUACCGUUCACGAGCUGCCCUCAACCCCGGCUUUGGUCGUAAAGGUACUCAAAUCCUGUUUCGCACAAGCGACGCGUUCGGCAAGCCGACGACAUCGGUGACGACCAUCCUCCAAACGUCGAAUUCGUCAGAAAACUACCUCGUGGCCUACAACAUGUAUGAGGAUGCUUCGGCACCUCAGUGUGCUCCUUCCUAUUGUUUCAACACCAUUUCUCAGCAAGGAUUCUGUCCCGAUGGUGGUGAGUGGUCCCUAUCUCUUGAACCCUUCUCUCGGCGUCCACCAGCUGCCGGGCCGGAUGCCCCUUCUCUCGAAGGCCUAACGGUCACGUGAUCCGGAUCGCUGACUCGCCGAUCUUUCCCUCGCCAUCCUACUUUCGCUUCCUCGCUUCCUACAGACGGUCAACUCGUCUACUUCAUGACCAAGGGUUGGAUUGUUAUUGUCACCGACUUUGAAGGCAAGACCUCGAGUUUCUCCGUCGGGCAUCAAUCAGGUUACCAAAUCCUGGACGCGUACCGCGCCGCGAUCAAGUUCCUCAAAUUGUCCGAGAACGUCGUCCUCGGUGGAUAUGGGUACUCGGGUGGUGCGAUUGGUACGGGAUGGUCCGCGGCGUUGCAGAACGACUAUGCACCCGAGUUGAACAUCAAGGCGUUGGCGUUCGGGGGUACGCCGUCGAAUAUGACGUCGACGUUUCUUCAGCUCAACGCCGGCGCGUUCGCUGUGAGUUUCCUUGCUGCUUGACCGCUUCGUUCUUUGUCCCAUCGCGCUGAACUUCGUCAGAUGUUUGUGUCAAUUCAGGGUUUUGCUGUUAGUGGUCUCGCCGGCCAAGUCGCGAGCUACCCCGAGCUCUACGCUCGCUUCUCACAAAUCGCGACAGAUGAGGGCAAAGCCGCCGUCAUCACCGGCCAAUCCCAAUGCGGCGCCGCGGACAUUGUUGAAUUCGCCUUCACCGACAUCCUCUCGACCGACUUCCAAUCCCUAGGUAGUCAACUCCUCUCUGAUCCUAUCGUGACCAAGUACUUGACGAUGUCGACGAUGGGUUCGGUCGCGAGCGAGACGCCGACCAAACCUUCCAUCCUCAUGUUCCAUUCGACCACGGACGAAGUGAUCCCUUAUGCUUCGGCACUCACGACCGCUCAAACGUGGUGCAGCGAUGGAGCCAAGAUCACCUUUAUUACUGAGGUUGGUGGUGGUGGUCAUGUGGGGACUCAACUCUUGUAUGGCCCCAUGACGAUCGAUUGGUUGGACAACUCGUUGAGGGGCACCUCGGCACCGAUCACGAGUUGUUCGUUCGAGACCCAGUCGAUGACGGCGCUUCCCGUGCGAAUGUAG
Molecule: messenger RNA, 1515 nt
Organism: Microbotryum saponariae
Lineage: Eukaryota; Fungi; Basidiomycota; Microbotryomycetes; Microbotryales; Microbotryaceae
Source: the annotation of a GenBank genome assembly